Panicum hallii is the source of this 3475-nucleotide messenger RNA. RefSeq names its product organic cation/carnitine transporter 4. The record is from RefSeq and is a predicted model, not a curated record. Gene Ontology annotation, molecular function: transmembrane transporter activity. The transcript is spliced from 3 exons. Lineage: Eukaryota; Viridiplantae; Streptophyta; Magnoliopsida; Poales; Poaceae. Gene Ontology annotation, cellular component: membrane. Gene Ontology annotation, biological process: transmembrane transport. The coding region runs from base 1286 to 2842 and encodes 518 amino acids.
UUCGUCCCGACAGCACGAGAGCAGGCUCGGGCGGCGGCGUCUGACAACCCAGCGCCGGCGGCGGUCGUGCCCUCUAGUAACCCCUGGUCCGCGCGCCACGUGCGGUUGGGUCGCUUGCUGCUUGGUGUCCGGACGCUGUAGGCGCUGCUCGCCGUGCCGGGCGAGGGGAUCCGACAUCUGCUGCGGCGGCACAUGCGACGUGUCAGCCCGGUCUCUGAUCCUGCCGGUCCGUCAUCCCAGCGAGCUUUGGAGCGUGAUCGGGUCACGGCGGACGGCGGAGCUAGGGACCUUCGGACGACCCGGCGGGUUCGUUCCGCUCGCCGCCGCACGCGCGGUUGAUUGGCCUUUCAGCCCCAACCACAAACAAAGCAAAGCCCUUCUUGCUGCUACGGGUCCGAAAGGGAGCCCCAGAGCGAGCAGCAUAUCCGCUGCACGAUUCCGCGGAUAAAACCGUCGCUUUUCCGGUAAACGGCGGCGGCGAAAAUGAUCUCCGCAGCACCGUACGUGCCCCCGUCGUCGCUGCUGGUUUGCUGCCCCCCCGAGAACUCCUGGGUGCGUGCGUGCGUGGCGUGGCUCCCGGCCAUCACCCGUGUCGAUGCCAUGGAGAUUAGAGAGAACCAACCAUAUCGAUCAUCUCACGCAGGUGUCAAGAUCAGCGCGCAUUGACCUGUUUGCUGGAUCAGUGGAUGAAGUGAGACUAACGUUUGGACCGCGCCACCGAACACGAGCUGCCACACUGUAGCACAGCAGUAGUACCUAGACAGCCUGCUGCAGCUCACUGUUCAUGGUUUGACGCCACGCCACGCCGCUGCCUCUGCCUGUCUCCAAUCCAAUCGUGAGAUGUGAAUGUGAUGUGCACUGGCUGAACUGUCUCCUGCAGUUCCAGGACAGGGAACUGGGAACUGGAUGGGAUUCGAUCUCGACACGUUCCAAAGCAAGCCGUCUCGUCGAGAGCCACUGCAAACGGCACGACACAGGCUAGUAGAACGGCCCGCGAGCUAAACCAGGAGAGGGUGAGUUGGUGAUCGCGUCCAUCCCAACUGUCGAUUACCAGGAAGCCGGCGAGGACGGACGCCGUGAAUAGCUUCCGAAACAAACACGGCACGCCGUCACCAGACGCGCCUGGGGCCUGGGCGCGCUCAUCCCAUGCUUGGCUCCGCCUCCGCCGGCGGACUCGGCUAGCUACAAAUAACGGCCCGCGGCUCGCUCGGCGCCCGGAACGCACGCUCCGCGCCGCAGGCGCCCAAUCCACAACAGCGACGUCGCGCGGCCAGCCAGCACCGGCAUGUCCACGGAGCCCCUCCUCCUCCCCGGCGCCGCCGGCGCGAAGGCGGCGGAGCAGCAGCAGAGGAAGGGCCGGCGCGUGGGCAUCGACGAGGCGCUGUCGGCGCACGCGGGGGAGUUCGGGCGGUGGCAGCUGCGGCACUUCGUGCUCGUGUCGGCGGCGUGGGCGCUGGAGGCGCUGCACACCAUGGUGAUCAUCUUCGCGGACCGGGAGCCCGCCAUGGUCUGCGCCGCCGCGGGCGGCGCCGGCUGCGGCGACCGGUGCGCGGGCGCGGCGGCCGGGUGGGAGUGGGCCGACGGCGCCGCGUCGUCCACCGUCGCCGAGUGGGGGCUCGUCUGCGGCGAGCGCUACAAGGUCGGGCUCGCCCAGGCCGUCUUCUUCGCCGGCUGCAUGAUCGGCGCCGGCGUGUUCGGGCACCUCUCGGACUCGUUCCUGGGCCGGAAGGGCUCGCUGCAGGUGGUCUGCGUCCUCAACGCCGCCUUCGGCCUCCUCACCGCGCUGGCGCCCAACUACUGGGCCUACGCCGCGCUGCGCCUCCUCACGGGCUUCAGCACCGGCAGCGUCGGCGUCCUCGCCUUCGUCCUCGCCACCGAGCCCAUCGGGCCCUCCCGCCGCGGCGCCGCGGGGAUGUCCACCUUCUACUUCUUCUCCGGCGGCAUCGCGGCCCUCGCGGGCGUCGCCGCGCUCUUCCCGCGCUCCUGGCGCACGCUCUACGUCGUCACCUCGCUCCCGUCCCUCGCGUUCGUCGCCGCCGUCGUGCCCUUCGUCUCCGAGUCCCCGCGGUGGUACCUUGUGCGGCGCCGGGCCGACGACGCCAUGCGCGUCGUCCGCGCCAUCGCGGCAGCCAACGGCAGGGCCGUCCCCGACGACGUCGCGCUCAAGCUCGACGACGAGGACGAGGAAGGGAAGGGCGCCGAUGGCCCGGCGGACGCCUCCUCGGGCUCCAUCGUCGACGUGUUCCGGUCGGGGACCACGCGGGUCCGCCUCGUGCUCUCGGUGCUCAUCAACCUCCUCGCCUCGGUGGUGUACUACGGCCUCAGCCUCAACGUGGUCAACCUCAAGACCAACCUCUACGUCAGCGUCGUCGCCAACUCGCUCGCCGAGAUGCCCGCCUACCUGCUCACCGCGCUGCUCCUCGACCGUUUCGGGCGGAAGCCGCUCGCCAUCGGCACCAUGCUGCUCAGCGGCGUCUUCUGCACCGCCGGGAGUCUCAUCGCCGGCGCUGGCAUCAUGAGGGUGGUGCGGAUGGCGUGCGGCGUGGUGGGCAUCUUCGGCAUGGCGGCGACGUACAACCUGCUGUUCAUCUACACGGCGGAGCUGUUCCCGACGGUGGUGCGGAACGCGGCGCUGGGGUGCACGGCGCAGGCGGCGCAGAUGGGCGCCAUCGUGGCGCCGCUGGUGGUGGUUCUCGGCGAGAGGGUGCCGUUCGCGGUGUUCGGCGCGUCGGGCAUCGUCGGCGGGCUGCUGGUCUUCUACCUGCCGGAGACGAUGAACAAGCCCCUGUACGACACCAUGGCCGGCCUGGAGGAAGGGGAGAAGACGACCCUUCUGGAGUGAGUGAGUGGAGGGGAUCGGAUCAACGGCAGUCGUUUGGAAGCUAGAAAUGGUCUUUCGAUCUUCUUGUAAUUUCGUGUUUCUGAAAGAAUGGAAGUUGUCGUCCACGUCGUGCGGUCGGAGGUGAGUUACGCGAAGCUGCAUUGGUCAGAAUGUACAUCUCCACGACCCAGUUUUCUGAUCAUCUGAAUGAUCUUUAGUUGUGUUCAUAUGCUUGGAGAGAUCAGCACCGAGGUAGCAUAUGCACAUGUUGCUUUCGGCAAGGAAGCCGGAGCUGGACUCAAACGAGUGGCAAGUGCGCAGUAAUCCUCAGUUCCUCGCAGGUUGCCAGCACGUGGAGAUAAAAUAAAAGCAAUGCAAGGUCUAAUUCAGACCAUGAUUUGUUUGGAGUGGACAGAGGACUCCAUGAUGGAUCGAGGAAUAGCUCUGAGAUACUGGAGUGGAGUGUUCAAGGUCCAAGCAAAGGGACAGGGAGGACGAAGCGCAGACCACGAUUGGGAUUACCGGGAAGGAACAUGUCAGUGAUGUCAAUUGUACCAUCGUGGUAGAGAUGCGAUGGGUUGUAACGGCCUAAUCCGCAACCAAGCAUAAAGAGUUGGUAAUGGGCCUCAGGGCCGGCCUUUUGUCAGCCCAUUA